UUUGGCAUUAUCAAAAAAACAAAAACGGCCACUCUGGAACCCUAAUGCCUUUGCAAAGAUGUCCAAUCUUAAAUUUUUGAGAGUUCAUAAUAUUUGUACUCAGUAUGUCCCCAAAUAUCUUCCUAAUUCUUUAAGAUAUCUUGAAUGGAGUGGUUAUCCUGCAAAAUCGUUGCCAUGUUUUCAGCCAGACGAGCUUGUAGAACUUCGUUUGCCAUAUAGCAAAAUUGAACUACCUUGGGAAGGAAUGAAGAUUUUUGACAAGUUAAAGUCCUUCCAUAUGGCUAGCUCCUUGGAUCUGAUUAGAACCCCUGACUUCAGUGGAGCCCCAAAUCUUGAGGAAUUAGUUUUUGCAAGGAGUUCAAAUUUAUGCGAGCUUCACCCAUCCAUUGGAAAAUUGAAAAAGCUUAAAUUUCUUGAUCUAGAAAAAUGCCAAGAACUAACUAGUCUUCCAGACAAGUUUGAAAUGGAGUUUCUUGCGACUCUUAAUCUUACUGGUUUCUCAAAAGUCAAGAAAAUUCCAGAAUUUGUGGGAAACAUGAAAGUUUUACAGGAACUUCUUUUGAAAGGCACUGGUAUUACAACAUUACCUUCAUCUAUUAAAUGUUUGACUGGCCUUAAAAUUUUAAUUUUGCAGGAUUGCAAACAAUUAGUUUGUCUUCCUAACACCAUUUGUAGUUUGACAUCGCUUAACAAUCUUGAUCUUUUUGGAUGCUCAAAAUUUGACAAAUUGCCAAAGGACUUUGGGAAUAUUGUAAGUCUAAAGGAGGUUUAUUUGAGUGGAACAGCUAUAAAUGAGCUGCCUUCAUCAUUUGGAUUUUUGAUUGGCCUUACUUCAUUGGAUCUAACAAAUUGCAAAGAUUUUGUACUUCUUCCAAGCACCAUUUGUAGUAUGAAGUCACUAUUUACAAUCAACCUUUCUGGAUGCUCAAAAUUUGCCAACUUGCCAGAGAAUCUGGGGAAUCUCGAAGGCCUGUAUAAUCUUUCUCUGGAAGGAACAGCAAUAAAAGUUUUACCAUCAUCCGUUGGACGUUUGACUGCCCUUCGACAUUUGAAUCUAAGUGAUUGCAAAAAUCUUUUGUGUUUUCCUAGCAACAUUUGUGGUUUGAAGAUGCUAGAAUAUUUUAAUCUUUCAGGAUGCUCAAAAUUGGUCAACUUGCCAGAGAAUUUGGGAAAUUUCGAAAGCCUGUAUAAUCUUUCUUUAAAAGGAACAUCAAUAGAAGUGUUGUCAUCAUCGGCUGGACGUUUGACUGCCCUUAGGUCUUUGGAUAUAAGGGAUUGCAAAAAUCUUGCGUGUCUUCCUGAUAAUAUUGGGUGCUUAUUCUCCUUAAGUGAGUUACAUCUUUGUGGAAAUAAUUUCUUUUCUCUUCCUGAAAGCAUCUCUCAACUCUCUAGAAUUAGAAUGCUUAACUUGGAUGGUUGCAAGAGGCUUCGAUCGUUACCAGAUAUUCCGUCACAAGAUUGUUAUAUAAAUGUAAACAAUUGUACCUCACUGGAGAGAUUGCCAGAAAGCCCAAAAAAUUGUCCCUUUUGGUGUCGUCAUUUUAAUUUCCAUGUCGAGUGUGUUAAUUGCUUCAAUAUUCAACUCUGUGUCAAGGUACUAAGUGGUAAAUUAGUGGGGAGAUUACCUUAUAUUCUUCCUGGAAAAGAAAUUCCAAAUGGGUUUGAAAAAGCGAACAUACGUGAUAGUUCAGUUGCGGUAUCUCCGAGUUUCCACAGAUGCGAUUAUUCAGUGAACAUGCAAUUGCCUUGGUCGGGGUUUGAUGAGUUGCGGGCAAUUCUUUUGUGCGUUGUUGUUGUACCCUGCGAGCAUUAUAAUCACCCAUCUAUGAUUGAAAUCAAGUCGAUUAAAGUGGAUGGAUUCAACAGGGAUCUUGGUUCCAAAAAAUGGCGUUAUCAUUUUACUGAGUCAAAAUAUGGUAAACUUGAAUCGCCUCACCUUUGGCUGCCCUAUUUGACUUCCUACGGUCUGAAAACCCCUGGCUGGUCUAUUGAUGAGAACGGAUUCCAUGAAGUUGAGUUUACAAUAUCUACCUGGAAAGUGGAGGUGGAGACAGUAGGGUUCCGUAUGUUAAACAUGCAAGACAUGAAAGACUCGGAUGAUUUAAAGAAGAUUGGGAAGAUUGUGAGGGAUCCAGUCAAUGAGAUUUCUUUUUUACCAUUAUAUAAUCUAUUUGUUUCCUUCUUUUUCUUUCUUUUUUUUUCUUUUGUUUUUGUUUUCCUGCACAUAUACUAGCAUUUCCUUUUCUGUUAAUUUUAUUUUAUUUUGGGCUAAGCAUAUGUAAUGCUCUGUUAAGCUUCUACUACCAUACAAUAGCAUAUUGGAUCUCGUCCCUCUGUUAACGGUUUGUUGUAAUUUUUGUUUUUGUUUUUCUCCAACAGUCCGAUAUAUAUAAUAAUGUUUUCUUUUUUCCUUACUGGUGUGUUUGGGACUAUGAUUCUUAUUGAUUUACGAAAGUCACCUAGCUCGGCUCCUUAGAUGUUGAUUUUGCUCUAUGAUUUGCACACUUGCAUGUAAUUGAAGUUAGAAAAAGAAAAGUAAUGAAAAAGUGAAUUGAAGUUUGUAAAACUUUUUUCUGUUUGGUAAUCAAAGAAUGAGAAGUGAAUAAAUAUUACAAUUUUUCAAUGGUAUUGUGUUAUAAUUUGUACAAUGAAUUUGCUGUAUUUAGCACACACCAACACUUCCUUUGGGUUUUCAUCAUAUCAUCUUUUGGUGCAGAGGACGUGUUUUUAUGUAUGCAGAAACUAGCAACCCCACAACCAGCAUCCAUAAUGUGAACUACCCUGCAGACAUAGAUCAACUGUCUCAAGUCAUAU
This is a messenger RNA of Quercus lobata, 2814 nucleotides long. Its product is annotated as disease resistance protein TAO1-like. The record is from RefSeq and is a predicted model, not a curated record. The transcript has 3 exons. The coding region runs from base 59 to 2233 and encodes 724 amino acids. Lineage: Eukaryota; Viridiplantae; Streptophyta; Magnoliopsida; Fagales; Fagaceae.